Messenger RNA from Epinephelus lanceolatus (giant grouper), 8254 nucleotides. It is a transcript of the gene glg1a, whose product is annotated as golgi glycoprotein 1a. Gene Ontology annotation, cellular component: Golgi membrane. Lineage: Eukaryota; Metazoa; Chordata; Actinopteri; Perciformes; Serranidae. Gene Ontology annotation, molecular function: fibroblast growth factor binding. The record is from RefSeq and is a predicted model, not a curated record.
CACAGCUCCUGAAUGCAGCAGCAGGCUGACUGGCUCUGUGAAGAUGGCGGACUGUAUACGUGUUCCUCUGCUCCUGCUUUUGAUGUGCAUCUUGUCGUCUUUGCAUCCAAUUCAAGGAGAAAACAACGUUAUUGCCAAACUUGCAGGUAAUGUCGAUAACCCACAGAAUGCCGCCGGAGGUCCGGGGCCGGCUGCGGGGAACCCGGGAGCCGCUGAGAGGAACCUGGGCGCUGGGGCCUCGCUGCCUCGGAGGCGCUCUACCGGCUGGAAGUUGUCUGAGGAGGGGGUGUGCAGGGAGGACCUGACCCGGCUUUGCCCCAAACAUUCCUGGAACAACAACCUGGCGGUGCUGGAGUGUCUCCAGGACAAGAAAGAGGACACUGAGAUUGCCGCUGAAUGCAACCAUCUGCUGUGGAACUACAAGCUGAACCUGACCACCGACCCAAAGUUUGAGUCUGUCGCCGUGGAGGUCUGCAAGACCACCAUCUCUGAGAUUAAAGAAUGUGCAGCGGAGGAGCUCGGGAAGGGUUACCUGGUGUCCUGCCUGGUGGAUCACCGUGGCAACAUCAGCGACUACCAGUGCAACCAGUACAUCACCAAGAUGACCACCAUCGUCUUCAGCGACUACCGGCUGAUCUGCGGCUUCAUGGACAAGUGUCGUGAAGACAUCAACGCGCUGCACUGCGGCAGCAUCAGCACCGGAGAGAAGGACAUCCACUCUCAGGGCGAGGUCAUCGCCUGUUUGGAGAAAGGUUUGGUGCGGGAGGCAGAGGAGCAGCCGGGGGCUCACUCCAUCAAGGACGACUGUAAAAAGUCCAUCAUGAGAGUCGCUGAGCUCUCCUCAGACGACUUCCACCUGGAUCGAUACCUGUACUUCGCCUGCCGCGACGACCGAGAGCGCUUCUGUGAAAACACACUGGCUGGAGAAGGACGAGUUUACAAAUGUCUUUUCAAUCACAAGUUUGAGGAGGCGAUGUCUGAGAGGUGCCGCGAGGCGCUGACCACCAGGCAGAAGCUGAUCGCUCAGGACUACAAGGUGAGCUACUCGCUGGCCAAAGCCUGCAAGUCGGACCUGAGGAAAUACCGCUGCAGCGCAGACAACAACAUGCCCCGAGCCCGAGAAGCUCGCUUGUCCUACCUGCUGCUCUGUCUGGAGUCUGCUGUGCACAGAGGUCGUGUGGUCAGUGGCGAGUGUCAGGGUGAGAUGAUGGACUACAGGCGGAUGCUGAUGGAGGAUUUCUCUCUGAGUCCGGAGAUCGUGCUGCACUGUAGGAGCGAGAUCGAAGGUCACUGCUCCGGUCUGCACCGUAAAGGACGAACGCUGCACUGCCUGAUGAGGGUCGGCCGAGGAGACAUGGGCGCCAUCGACGCCAACUGUCAGAGGGCUCUCCAGACUCUGAUCCAGGAAGCCGACCCCGGAGCCGACUACCGUAUCGACCGGGCGCUCAACGAGGCCUGUGAGUCUGUCAUCCAGACCGCCUGCAAACACAUCCGCAGUGGAGACCCCAUGAUCCUGUCCUGUCUGAUGGAGCAUCUGUACACAGAGAAGAUGGUGGAGGAGUGUGAGCACAGACUGCUGGAGCUGCAGUACUUUAUCGCCAGAGACUGGAAGUUGGAUCCCGUCUUAUAUAAGAAAUGUCAGGGCGAUGCCGCUCGGCUCUGCCACACUCAUGGCUGGAAUGAGACCAGCGAAAUGAUGCCACCUGGCGCCAUUUUCUCCUGCCUGUACCGCCACGCCUACCGCUCGGUGGAGCAGGGACGGAGGUUCCUCAGUGGGGAGUCUGAAGCAGAAACCCAGAGGUUGACUCUCUCCAGAGACUGUAAGGUAGAGGUGCAGAGGAUCCUCCACCAGAGGGCGCUGGACGUGAAGCUGGACCCCGAGCUCCAGAGACGAUGUAUGACCGACCUGGGGAAGUGGUGCAGCGAGAAGACGGAGGCCGGACAGGAGCUGGAGUGUCUGCAGGAUCACCUGGAGGAUCUGGUGUCUGACUGCAGAGACGUGGUGGGGAACCUGACGGAGCUGGAGUCAGAGGAUAUUCAGAUCGAGGCGCUGCUGAUGCAAGCGUGUGAACCCGUCAUCCAGACCCACUGCCAUGAGGUGGCUGAUAACCAGAUCAACACCGGUGACCUGAUGGAGUGUUUGGUUCAGAACAAACACCAGAAGGAGAUGAAUGAGAAGUGUUCGGUGGGAGUGACACACUUCCAGCUGAUUCAGAUCAAAGAUUUUCGUUUCUCGUACAAGUUCAAGACGGCCUGCAAGGAGGACGUCCUCAAACUGUGUCCCAAUAUCAAGAAGAAGGUGGACGUCGUGAUCUGCCUCAGCACCACGGUGAGGAACGACACCCUGCAGGACGUCAAGGAGCAGCGAGUGUCCAUCAAGUGUCGUAAACAGCUGCGGGUGGAGGAGGUGGAGAUGUCAGAGGACAUCCGCCUGGAGCCGGAGCUGUUCGAGUCCUGCAAGCUGGACAUCAACAGACUGUGUCAGAACGUGGCCUUUGGCAACGCACAGGUUAUCGAGUGUCUGAAGGAGAACAAGCGUCAGCUCACUCAGCGUUGCCACCAGCGAAUCUUCAAGCUGCAGGAGGUGGAGAUGGUCGAUCCUGAACUGGACUACCAGCUGAUGAGAGUCUGCAAGCAUAUGAUCAGGCGGUUCUGUACGGAGUCGGAGGGAAAGAACGUUCUUCAGUGUCUGAAACAGAACAAGAACAGCGAGCUGAUGGAUCCUAAAUGUAAACAGAUGAUCACCAAGAGACAGAUCACCCAGAACACAGACUACAGGCUGAACCCGGUGCUGAGGAAGGCCUGUAAAGCCGACAUCCCAAAGUUCUGUCAGCCAAUCCUGAACAAGGCGUCUGCGGACAGCGAGCUGGAGGGUCAGGUCAUCUCCUGCCUCAAACUGAAAUACGCCGACCAGCGUUUGUCUCCAGACUGUGAGGCUCAGAUCCAGAUCAUCCUGCAGGAGUCGGCGCUGGACUACAGACUCGACCCUCAGCUGCAGAUCCACUGCACACAGGAGAUUUCCAGGCUGUGUCCGGAGGAAGCAGCAGCUCAGGAGCAGACGGGGCAGGUGGAGGAGUGUCUGAAGGUCAACCUGCUGAAGAUCAAACAGGAAGGAUGUAAGAAGGAGGUGUUGAACAUGCUAAAGGAGAGUAAGGCGGACAUCUUCGUCGACCCCGUCCUCCACACAGCCUGCGCUCUGGACAUCAAACAUCAGUGUGCAGCGAUCCCACCUGGCAGAGGGCGCCAGAUGUCGUGCCUGAUGGAGGCGCUGCAGGACAAACGUGUUCGUCUGCAGCCGGAGUGCAAGAAGAGACUUCAGGAUCGCAUCGACAUGUGGAGCUACGCCGCCAAGGUGGCUCCCGCUGAGGGCUUCUCGGACCUGGCCAUGCAGGUGAUGACAUCACCGUCCAAGAACUACAUCCUGACUGUGAUUGGUGCAGGCGUGGCGCUGCUCUUCAUGAUGGGGCUGCUCUGCGGCAGAUUCACCAAACGCGUCACUCAGGAGCUGAAGGACAGGUAGACCCCGCCCACUCUGGGGUCAGGACACACCCACAGAAGAAACGACCACCUCCCCCUCUUCAUUUACUUCCUCUCCUCCACCUUCACCUCCCACUUCAGUCCUCCUCACCACUUCAUUUACAAACUCCCUCUGCCUCUUCUUCCAUCGCUGGAAUGACAUCACCCACAAUCCUGCAGACGAACGUGGGCUUGAUCAGUGACUCACCUGCUCUUCCUCUACACAAGCCCCGCCUACUCCCCGGGAGGCCACACCCCCUCUCUUUUUCUUUUUCUUUUUCUUCUUUUCCUUCUGAGCUUUGAUCCAGAGCGCCGGGUCCUCCUGCAGUUUAACCCGCACUCACCUGAUGUAGAUGCAGUAUAAUUACUCUGCGCCUUUUUUUUUUUCUUUUCCUGCCCUUCGUUGUGGGCCGAGGGGUGGUGGGAGGGUGAGGAGAGGGGGAGGGGUGGGGGUUCUAAGGAUACGGGGUCAGAGGUCAAGAUAUGGAGGCGAAGGAGGUGAAUGAAUCAUAAUAAGUGUAAAUGUGUAGAAAGUGGGAAAUGCUCAUGUAUAGAGCAGUUUAAUGACUCCAGUAUUUUAACGACUUAAGUGUGUGUGAGCGUGCGUGCGUGCGUGUGUGUGUGCGUGUGUGCGUGUGUGUAAAUGAAACUGUCUUUCUAUCACCAUAUUGUUCUAGUUUGUCCUGCUAAACGGUUUUCGGGGGUUGUUUUGGAUCUGGAUAUAUCUUCUUUUCUUUCGUUUUGCUGAUGUGUGUGUUAGUUAGAUUUUAUCGCCAUGGGACUGCCAGGCGGGCGGUGCCAACCAGCCAGCCCUCCACCGAGCCACAGAUAAGAUGAAGAGAGGUGGAGGGAGGAGGGGGGACACAUCACAAACACUCCCAGCCGGCUCGCUGAAAGCUCUUCUUACAGCAGGAAUUAUUUGUGGAUAUUUUUAUUUUACUCUUUCUGAAACAGCAGACCUGGCAACCUCAGCUCUCUUCUAAUGCAGUCCGAUACUUUUUUUUUUUAAGAUUUGUUUUUCCCAGCCCAACCUGUGCCAUAAACACACCACGCUCGUCCACCUGCUGCUCCCAGUGUAGUCGAUGUUCACCGCUCCAGCAGCUGGUUGGGACGUUUGUUUGGCAGCACGCCGUGACACAGAGUCAGGAGUCGUGCCAGCCUGAUCCAAGACUGGGCGGAGCAGAAAGACUGGGCUUCUUUUGUUUUUAUUAUUAUUUUGGCCCCCAGUCAUGAACUCGCAGAGCGGCUGUUGGUAUCGCACUGGUUGGUACGUAAAAAGCUGAGAGCAAUGCAGGAAUUAAAAAAAAUAAAGAAUUGAAAAGAUUCUAGAUUAUUAUAGAGAUGUGAACAUUUUGUGUAAAGAUGAUACUGGAAUCAUUGCACAUUUUUCGUUCUUUUUUUUAUAUCUAUAAAUAUAUAUAUAUUGUUUUGUCAUAGCCUUAUUUAUUUGUUUACUAAUGGUCAAAGUUUUUUUUUUUUUUCCUAUGAUUUGAAUGUUCUCUGGUUGCCUUUUCUCCAGCAAGCGAGCGUCCCUCUUUCCUGCAGGGGGAGGGAGGGAGGAUAUGGGGGAGGACACAGGCGGCGAAGGUUCGGCCUCCUCUGGGCAUCAACCUGCUCCAGCAGCUGAUUGUUUCACGUGUGGCAGUGAUCGCCUCUCUGAUGGGCGGUUAGGUUUCAUGAAGUCAGCAGCACAUUGAGCCUGAUGUAUGGCAGAGUGCGCACAACACCUUUAACGAGUGUCGCUCAACAGAAAUUGAAGAGCUGUGUGGCAUUUUCAGUUUAUACUUUGGCGAAAGAUUAAAGUCGUCUUCAGAAAUAUAAGAAUGUUUGUGUCCGUUCCCUCAGAACGAGGUGUGUAUGUCUACACAGGGAGCAGGUCCUUGUUUAUGGAGAUCGCCAUGUUGCACCGCCAUGUUUUUACAGUAGCCCAGGACAGACAAACCAGACACUGGGUCUAGACAGAGACAUUUGUGUUUUUUCAAGUCAGCCACUGUAGUUAGAAGCGCCUCGAGAAUGUCAGAGAACCUCUGAUUUGUAACGUGAAAGUGUUUUAUUCAGUGUUUUUGCCGUUUUAAAUCAGCUGGUCCGUUUGUUUCGGAGAGGAAGAGACCUCUGUGGAUCUUUCAGCUCCUGGUCAAAACCUCCUGAACAAUGAACACUGAAGGAAUUCUAACCAGAAGUUUCAGCUGGUUGCAAUGUGCAGUCCUCACCACUAGAUGCCACUAAAUGCCCCUGAAGCUUACACACUGUUUCUUUAAUUUUACUUAGAAGACAACGGGAACAUAAGAAAAGAGGAUGUUCAGUGCAUCCAUUGAACCAAUCAGUGAGUUGAAGGGUGAAAAUAUUUUGGUCCAGCAAACGCAGGACAUGGACGAGGAGACGUCAGGUAUUUUUGGAUGUCUGCCAACUGUUCUGCUAAUCCGGUGAGCCCUGAGAUGGUCCUUUGUCGCUCGCGCUGAGACACACAACACUGCAGCAGAUGUUUCAGAGAGGCUCACCGUGACCACCACAGCACAUUGCAUGACAAACUCUGACGUCUGCAACACAACAUUCUCCAGGUGCACAACAUAAGAGACACGGCAUCUGAGUUUGUGCAUCAGUAUCUGUCAUGUGAUGAUUCUUUGGGGAUGACCACUGGUGCUGUCACGCACCAUCAAAGCUGAUGAGUGAUGUUGAUAUGAAUGGGACGAGGGUUCAGUUCAUGGAGCAACAUCUGUUGGACACGGACAGAAAACAGUUUUACUGUAACAUGGCUUUUGAAGACACAAAUAUUAAGGAUGGGAGCUGAGGAGAUGUUGGGUCAAAAUGAGGUAGUGCUGAAAACUGUACGAAGAAAAUCAAUAUUAAUUUCACCAGUUAAACAUUUGCAGGAACAGUGAACUCAGAGCAACAGAGAUUUGGGACAUCACGAUUGUUUGAAAGGUGCUGUUUAAUUUGGAACAGGUCACAGGUUCAUUUUCAUUUAGGUUUUCUUGGAGAGCUAAAAAAUCCACUAAACCUGCCUGAUGUUAUUAUAACAUUAUUAUAUCAUCCUCAGUAACAAACAUGCUGCCGCGUUGGGAAGCAGCUGCACUUGUGCAAAGAGUGUCGGAUACAUUGCACUCCUGGAAUUUGAGCCCAUGUUGUGAAGGAAGAUGUUUGAGCAUCUUGAUGAUCAAGCAGCUCUGUUGUUGUCUUUUUUCUUGAAGUGAAGUCACGCUUUGGAUCGUUUCUUUCUCGCCACCAUGACUUUUUCUGUCUGUAUGUUUCCAGCAGCGUAGACGCAACCCAGUCACCAGAGUAAAUGUAGACAUUGUACGUUUCUGCAGCGGGCACGUUCCAUUUCUACGUUAAUAUGUAGCGGACCAGUGAAACUUUACGUUUGGAGAAUGGAGACUGACUUUGUCAACGCUGUGGUUAAUGUUUGGUGUAGUUCAGGCACAAAAAGCAUUGAUGAAAGGAAUGGAGCUGGGAGGUUUACGAUUCUGAUGGAUCGGACAAUUUUGAACCAGUUCCCAUCCCCAAUAAUUCUCAGUAAGGAUACCUCUCAGUGUUUAACCUGAUCAUGAAACGAUGGAUCAUUUUUCUUUCUGUAGUCCAGCCCAAACUGAACCAAACCACAGGUGAAGGAAACCAAAAUUCAGCAUGUUCUCAUGUUGUCUCAAAUCACAGGUCUUUGUAGUUUCUUUCUGCUUCGUCAUGUCGGUGCCAAGUAAACGAUCUUGGCUGUGAGCAGAGGAAAGAGAAACACGCACAAAACAAAGACCAGGAAAACCCAAACUGGACGACAAACUAAAGAAACGUAACAAAAUGAUUUAAGCUCAAAGCUCCACUUGUUGGCUUCCUGCGGGGGCUUGGUUGCACCUCAUGGUCGUCUUCAGUGAGCUGGUGUUUGACUUGUGUCUGAAAGCAGAGCGACUUGUCUCUGGAUCUGGUUCGUCAGAUGUGUCUCUGCUCAGCCUGCAGGUUGAUGCCGGAGGAUGAAGGCGGUCGAGGUUUCGGUGUAUUCGGACGUAGGAGAGUCGCAGUGUUGUCGAGCUUUUUGGUCUCGGUGUGAAGACGGAAUGGAAAUGUUCUAAAAGGUUCGGCUCAGAAACACUGAAGGAGCGCGUGUCCUCUCCCAGAUCGAGCCCAUCAUGUGUACAUGUGUACUAUACUGAGUGAUGACAUACUGUAAACUACGUACCGUGCAGUCCGCCUGUACUGUUCAUUUUUUUCUAACUGUUGACGCUUGGUGUGGUGAGCGCUGCCCUCUCUGCUUGUAAAUGAGACGUCCUGAUUCGUUGAACUGCCUUCACUUUUUUUCUCCAUCUGACGUCGGUUUAUCAAAGCGUGCCUACUCGCCGUCCCACCGGGGGACCCCGCUGUACAGAACAUCCCAGAAGCCCCUGCAGCACACAGCAGAGGAGCACGUGGGCGUGUGUGUGUGUGUGUGUGUGUGUGUGUGUGUGUGUGUGUGUGAUGGAAGAUGUGUGUGUGUGUGUGUGUGUGUUGCCCACAGAUGCUGGACUGCGAGUGCGAUCUCCGGUUGGUUCCUCGCUGUUGUCGUCGUCCCGAGCGAUGACGACUAGAACAUUUUUGAUUUUAAGUUUGUGAUGAUAAAGAUCUUUUUGUAAACGAUGUUUUGUGUCUGAAUCCACGGAGCUCCUCAUCAUCUGAUUUAUUUUCCCACUUUUCUUUUUUGUCUUUUCUUUUUGUUGUUCUGUACAGAUGAGAAUUGGACAGUUUGUUAAUAAUAAUAAAGUCUGCAAGGUUUCUA